AUGGUCAACCACACCAUAUUCUUUGACAUCGCCGUUGAUGGCAAGCCCUUGGGCCGCAUCUCCUUCGAGCUCUUUGCAGACAAAGUUCCAAAGAGAACAGAAAACUUUCGUGCUCUGAGCACUGGGGAGAAAGGAUUUGGUUAUAAAGUUUCCUGCUUUGGUGACUUCACAUGCCAUGAUGGCACUGGUGGCAAGUCCAUUUAUGGGGAGAAACUUGAUGAUGAGAAUUUCAUCCUGAAGCGUAUGGGUACUGGCAUCUUGUCUAUGGCAAAUGCUGGCCCCAACACUAACAGUUCCCAGUUUUUCAUCUGCACUGCCAAGACUGAGUGGUUGGAUGGCAGGCAUGUGGUCUUUGGCAAGGGGAAAGAGCACAUGAAUAUUGUGGAAGCCAUGGAGUGCUUUGGGUCCAGGAAUGGCAAGAACAGGAAAAAGAUCACCAUUGCUGACUGUGGACAAAUCUUAUAA
This is a messenger RNA of Hippopotamus amphibius kiboko, 465 nucleotides long. Its product is annotated as peptidyl-prolyl cis-trans isomerase A-like. The coding region runs from base 1 to 465 and encodes 154 amino acids. The transcript has a single exon. Gene Ontology annotation, biological process: protein peptidyl-prolyl isomerization. The record is from RefSeq and is a predicted model, not a curated record. Lineage: Eukaryota; Metazoa; Chordata; Mammalia; Artiodactyla; Hippopotamidae. Gene Ontology annotation, molecular function: peptidyl-prolyl cis-trans isomerase activity.